AUGUCUAUCUGCAAAUGUAGCGUCUGGCGUCCCCUCAACAAGGUUGUCUGCAAUGCGCCACUGUUGUUUUGUGAUAGACGAACGGUCCCGAAAGAAGACCUCGUCGAGGUUGACAAAGUCUUGCCUGAUAAAGUGGAGAAAUCAUACUUCCUUUAUCACCGUGACUACCACCAGUGGUACACUCUCGUUGGACAUCGAUGCGAUGAGGUGGUGGUUUUUCCAACAUGGAAGUCUGAUGACACGGGAGAGGACUUUGCUAGUUGUUGUCCGCACGGUGCAGGUGCAUCCCACACUGAUAGCUGGGCUGAUCCGCGUGAGAGUGUGGAGGUACGCCUGCUCCUUAUUAUGGACAACAGCAUGGAAGCAAAGGCAACAGCAUAGUACGGCAAGAUUCUCAACUUUUCCAUGCUUGGAUUCAAGAGAGAAGAGGAAGGAAGCAGUAGGGGACUUCCCCUGGAAGCAUGGGCCAGAAUAGGCUGAAUCUCCUUAACAGAAGGUCUAAAUGUAUCAGGCACCCAUGCUAUUAUAAGGGGUCUUCCAUCAAUAGCGUCUUGCGGGAUACUUUAACUACUCACCUGAAGUGCA
This is a messenger RNA of Podospora pseudopauciseta, 585 nucleotides long. RefSeq lists its product as uncharacterized. NCBI's taxonomy places the organism in Eukaryota, Fungi, Ascomycota, Sordariomycetes, Sordariales, Podosporaceae. Gene Ontology annotation, molecular function: oxidoreductase activity. The transcript is spliced from 2 exons. The record is from RefSeq and is a predicted model, not a curated record. Bases 1 to 381 code for a protein of 126 amino acids.